CCGCGGGCUGGGGCUCCGCGGGCGAGUCGAGGGCUGCGCCCGCUGCGGCGAUGGGGACGGUGGGCGUAGGGUUGGUGGACUGCCACUGCCACCUCUCCGCCCCAGACUUCGACCGCGAUCUGGAUGAUGUGUUGGAGAAAGCCAAAAAAGCCAAUGUUACGGCUCUUGUGGUGGUCGCUGAACAUUCAGGAGAAUUUGAAAAGAUUAUGCAGCUUUCAGAACGGUAUAAUGGGUUUGUCCUGCCGUGCUUGGGUGUUCAUCCUGUUCAAGGACUUUCACCAGAAGAACAAAGAAGUGUCACAUUAAAGGAUUUGGAGGUAGCCUUGCCCAUUAUUGAGAAUUAUAAGGAUCGGUUGUUGGCAAUUGGAGAGGUGGGACUUGAUUUCUCCCCUAGAUUUGCUGGCACUGACGACCAGAAGGAAGAACAAAGACAAGUCUUAAUCAGACAGGUCCAAUUGGCUAAAAGACUGAAUUUGCCUUUAAAUGUUCACUCACGCUCAGCCGGAAGACCCACCAUCAGCCUCUUAAAGGAGCAAGGUGCUGACAAAGUGCUGCUACAUGCAUUUGACGGCAGGCCAUCUGUAGCCAUGGAAGGAGUAAAAGCUGGGUAUUUCUUCUCAAUUCCUCCUUCUGUCAUAAGAAGUGGACAGAAGCAGAAACUUGUGAAACAAUUGCCUUUAACCUCAAUUUGCUUGGAAACAGAUUCACCUGUACUAGGACCAGAAAAACAGGUACGGAACGAACCCCAGAACAUUUCCAUUUCAGCAGAAUAUAUUGCCCAGGUGAAAGGAAUCUCAGUGGAAGAAGUCAUGGAAGCAACAACACAGAAUGCACUGAAACUGUUUCCCAGGCUUCAGCACCUGCUCCACAAAUAGCUUCAAAACCAAAUCAACUGCAGGGGGCAGCAUUUGAGAAAAAGUAAUAUCUUGAUUAAGAGUCUGAACUGAAGACCUGGAGAAGUCAUUACAUUGGGAUAGAGAAGAUUGCAAUUUUAGAGAACUGUUUCUCUUAAAAGUAAAACAAGGCUUGGAUCCUGAAAUCCUGGGCUCUGAUUCUACCUUGUGCUGCUUUUCAAUUAACGGAAUCCUAGCAGGAGCUCGGGAUGCACCGCACUGCUUCUUACCCUUGCCCUGGUAAGUAGGACCAGCACGUGAAUCGAAACCAUUUCUCCUGGCAAGGGCGGCUCCCGCAGGCAGGAGAUAGCGCCGCCGUCGGGGCCUUGCCCGGCCGGACGUUCAUCCUUCACCACCCGGCCUGCUCCCCGUGGGCUCUGUCUAGCAGAAGGAGAGCUUCUAGUUCCUUUUACUGUUGGAAACCUUCCCUCUUCUGGAUUUGUAAAAUUGGACUUUUAAACUUGAAUUCUGUCUUUUUAAGAGAAAAAUGUACAAGAUGUUAUAUUGGUCUUAGAGUUUAACUUAAGAGGCCAGUGUUUAUGCAAUACCAUUAAAUACUAAACUCAAAAAACUGAUUUUAAGUUUCAGUCUGAAUUUUGUCACAUGUUUAAAAUGUAAACAGCUUUCUUAAACUGGUACCUGAUGUUUUCUGCCUAUAGUAAAAUUAUAUGUUUAAGUUUUAAAAAUCUUAUGUAUAAAAAGAGUUCUGUGGAUAUAUGUUGGUAGUGGUAACAAACCAAUGUGAAUGUCCUUAAUUCCAGUGAACUAUACACUUAAAAAAUAUUAAGGUGGUAAAUUUUAUGUUCUGUGCAUUUUACCACAGUUUUUUGAAAAAUCUUAUGUGUAGUUUACCAGGUGUCAUGAUGCAUACCAAAGCCUGAGUAUUUAAUUUUGUUUAAUUAUUUCAGUGGAAGAUACUGAAAAAAGUACCUGUCAUGGGAAAAGAUUAACUUCCUAAAAAGCAAAAUGAUUUUCCAUCAUCUUCAGUGUUUUGAAAUCUAUAGAGAAACCGCAGUGCAUCCUCGGGCGGAUUGCCCGAGCUGAGGAGCUGCUGAGGGUGCUUUCCUGCCACCCGUCAGCAUCGUGACAGACGAAGUUCCUGCACUUGCUGGGAGUUAAUGGUAACACGAGACUCCGGAGCUCCCUUUCAAUUCUUUCUUUUUCCUGUUUCCUACCUUUGGUCCACGUUCACUAUGUUGAACUUUCCCCUUGAAGUCCUUUAUGAUCCAACUUAAAUGACCUCACUUUACCUGAUUAUCCCAGCCAGAAAUGAUCCCUGCUCUCUAAAUUGUAGCCAUUGUUUUCAUUUAUUCAUCAACUUACUGGUUUAAUUUAUUACACAAAGAGUUAUUGAGCCCCUAUAGUCCAGGUCACAAGCUCCAGAGAGGAAAAAUAUCACAAUGUAAUAAAGAAGAUACACAAGUGACAAAUAAUUUCAAAGCAACGUGAGAAGUACCAUGGUAAAAGAGGAAAAAAGUGCCAUAAAACCAGUAUGAUAACACUUAACACAUAUUCCUUUUUAAUAGGUUUACCUCGUGUAUGUUUUUUAUCUUUAUAGAUUUUAAACCUUUUGAGAAACUUCUUUUUUUUUUUUUUUGCUCAGCCUGACACAAGGUUUGUGAUAUCAUAUAUUCUCACAUGUCUUUUAAAUAAGUGAGUGGAGGCUGUAAGUUCAACUGACUCUAGUUGAGAAGUCAAAUAUUUAAUUUUUCAAUCUGCCCUUUGAAAUGGAUAUUGGAUAUUGUGUACCUUUUUAUUGCUUUUUUUUGAGGUGC
This is a messenger RNA of Pteronotus mesoamericanus, 2668 nucleotides long. It is a transcript of the gene TATDN3, whose product is annotated as TatD DNase domain containing 3. Gene Ontology annotation, molecular function: hydrolase activity, acting on ester bonds. Bases 51 to 875 code for a protein of 274 amino acids. NCBI's taxonomy places the organism in Eukaryota, Metazoa, Chordata, Mammalia, Chiroptera, Mormoopidae. The record is from RefSeq and is a predicted model, not a curated record. The transcript is spliced from 10 exons.